AUGCCUUUCUUUGAGCGCAACGAGAAGAUAUCCAUCUUCUACCUAGACGAAGGCCCUCAAGAUGCAACAGUCGUUCUGUUGAUCCCAGGGAUAACAUGCGACCUUCACGACUGGAACUGGCAAGUUCCCUUCCUUCUAGAACACGGCUUCCGUGUAAUCACCCCGGACCCCCGAGGCCAGGGCCGCUCGUCGGCCCCGGACCCGACACCGAACAUCCGAUCAUGGCCCGGUCCCGACUCGGACCCGACAAUCGUCGAUUAUUACCCGCAAUCCACCGCACAUGAUUUCAUCGCAUUACUCGGCCACUUGAACAUCUCCUCCGUCGUCUUGAUCGCACAUUCACUCGGCACCGCUGUCGCAUAUCACCUCGCUUCCGUGCGUCCCGAUCUCACCCGAGCCUUGGUCGUCUUCGACGCGCUCCACUCGGUCCCGUCCGCCACUGCCGACGAAUACCUCACGGAUCCGCAGCAAGUCUUGCAAAACUUGGUGAUGUUAUUUGGAGAGGCACUGUAUCCGCCCACUGUUCCCGCAUGGCAUAACACGUGGGUGGGACGAAGAGCGGCUCAGGGUAGCAUGGAAGUUGUACUGGCGCAGUGCUGGGCAUGCUUGGGUGACCCUAACGGCAUUGGACGACGAGAAAUAUCCGUUGCCCAGCAUGAUGGAAAGAUCAAGUGCCCUCGCUUGACGCUGGGUAACAGUAGUUUCUGGGUCAGUACCGAGAAAACCUACCUCUCGCCAAGCACCGAGUUAGACGAAGUACAUCUCGUCGAGGGCGCAGGCCAUUGGUUCUUUCAGUUAAAGAGCGAUAAGGUGAACCAUAUGUUGAAGAAGUGGUUUGUCAGAAUCGGUUUGGUAUGA
This is a messenger RNA of Colletotrichum karsti, 858 nucleotides long. RefSeq names its product alpha beta hydrolase fold protein. The record is from RefSeq and is a predicted model, not a curated record. Gene Ontology annotation, molecular function: catalytic activity. NCBI's taxonomy places the organism in Eukaryota, Fungi, Ascomycota, Sordariomycetes, Glomerellales, Glomerellaceae. The transcript has a single exon. The coding region runs from base 1 to 858 and encodes 285 amino acids.